Molecule: messenger RNA, 804 nt
Organism: Rotaria sordida
Lineage: Eukaryota; Metazoa; Rotifera; Eurotatoria; Philodinida; Philodinidae
Source: the annotation of a GenBank genome assembly
AUGAAAAUUCGAUUAAAAAAAUCAACGCAAGAACCACUUUCUUCAAUACAAUUAACAGUAGCACUACAACAAGCAACACAUCGUGCAUCGGGAUAUUCUAAAUAUGAACAUUGGCUCAAUUCGGAAAUUCCAUUUAUUAAUCUUAAUAAUAAAGAAGGUGAUAUCUAUACAAUUCGACCGGUAGUAGUUUGUAAUAAGGGACCAACCAUGCGUAUUUCAAGUUAUUUGAGUAAUUUACUUUGGUCUCUCUUUCAUCAACUAACAGGUUGUCGAACAUUUCGCAAUGGUAUUGAUGUUAUUGAAAAUUUCGAAUUUCAAGAUAAUCUAUUUCUUACAUGGAAUAGAUCAGAAGAUCAACUUCAUUUCUUAUUUGGAAAACCUAUCAUUGUCGAUCAACAUUCUCGAUCGAGUCAAAUAAAACUAUUCAUUGGAACAUCUUUUCAUUUUCUUGAUAUGGAAAUAUCUCAUGAUCAAGGUCAUCUUCAUACACGAAUUUAUCAUGAUCCUGUCGUGGAUCAAUACCAAUUACCGAAUCAAUUUCAAGCGGAAAGAUCAUCAUGUUUACCAUCUCGAUUAUUACAAUCUAUGUUAAUGUAUGCUGUACGAUGUUGUUCCAAUGAACAGAAUUUCGAUUACGAACGACUUUAUCUCAAACUUGUCUAUCUUUUAUAUGGUUUCUCAGAAAAUUUUUUUAAUAAUUGUAUUGAACAAUUUUAUAAGCAAUUUUAUGCUUGUGAAGUCAAUUAUCUUGUUGAUAGAGUUCCAUAUGAAACUUUACGUCGACGGGUGAAGAAACGUUAUUAA